This is a messenger RNA of Racocetra persica, 267 nucleotides long. The record is from the annotation of a GenBank genome assembly. NCBI's taxonomy places the organism in Eukaryota, Fungi, Glomeromycota, Glomeromycetes, Diversisporales, Gigasporaceae.
AACCCUCUACCAAAAUCUUGCAUAAUAGUCCGUAGAAAUUUUAAGGCUCAACGCGCACGAAUUACAAGUAAAAAAAGAAAAUCGUGGUCAGCAUAUGAAAAAUUAAUGAUAAUCGCUUACUAUAAAACAAGACAUAGUAAACGCUUAACUGCUGAAGAAUUUAAAAUUCAAACAAGCCAACUUCGAGACUGGAUAAGUAAAAAAUCAAAACUCUUGAAAGCUGCACUAUACAUUCAGAAGUUGUCAAUUGGAGCUAGACCAAAAUAA